CGGUGUCGGCGCGCCACGCUGGCGUCUACGUGUGCACCGUGCUGGGACCCGCCGGCAGCACCAGCCACCGCGCCAGCCUCCGGGUGCGCGAGCGGCCACGGAGGAGCGGGGAGGGACGACGAUGGUGGUGAUGACGGUGGCGGUGAGGCGACGACAACAUCACCGCGUGCACCGCCGGCGACGACGAUGAAGACCACGACGGCAGCGACCGUGGGGAUGCUGCGGUUGUUGUCGCCGCCGCCGCCAUCGAUAGCGCCACCGCCACCGCCAGUCGUGCCAAUGGUCAGUUCGUCACCGCCACCACAAGCACAGCCGGAACUACCAACAGCCGGGUUGUCAUCAGCUGCAGAGGUGGCGGCCAGACUCUCAUCGCUGCUACUCGCUCUCUCGGCGCCACCGCCGCCGCCGCCGCCGCCACCACCGUCGCGACGAACUCCAGCGGCAACGGCAACUGGACGGCCAACAUCGCCAACCUCCAGCCUCUCCGGGCCUCCAUCAACAUCGCCACCAAUCACCAGCCUCUCAGCGCCAACACCGCCAGCAGCAGCGGCGGCGGCGGCACCGGCACGAACAUCACAAGCGUCACUGGCUGCACCACCACCACCACCACGCCGCGCAACCUCACCUCCCGCCCCACCUGGGCCGUCCAUCCCGGCUGGCCCCAGCCAUCGCGAGCUGCCACCGUGCCCCACGCUCUCCGCGGUCACUUUGCCGUCGGCGCCGCCAGCGACUCACGGCGGCACCGCCGCCGCCGCGGUGACGGGACCGCCACGGCGCAGACCGCCCGCGUCAGCGAUCGAGGCCACCACCACGACGCGGCGCUUGUCCCCGCCGGAGGAACCUGACGACCCUCGUCCUCCACCGGUGCUCUCGACUCCACCACCUCCACCACCUCCACCGCCACCACCUCCACCACCGCCGCCGCCACCACCGCAACCGUCAUCAUCGUCGCCGCCACGGACAUCUCCGGUGACCGGCCGCGGUGUCGCCGCGGCCGACGCUGGCGGGGCUCCGGACGGGCGGCGAAGUGGAGCGGCGGCCGUCCCCGGCUGCGGCCGUGGGCGGGUGGCGGCUGCUGGAGCCGCAUGACGUGCCGGUGGUGGUGGGCUCCUCCGUGUCACUGCUGCUCAUCUUCCUCGUCAUGGGAUUCUACUCCGUGCGGCAGCGCUGGAGGGAGCGCAAGUGUGCAGCGACCCGACCCACUGCAAGGGGGGCCCUCGCCCCGUCAGCUGGAACCGACAACAGGGGCUUUGACUCGAGCGAGGCGGUGGAGGAGGCAACGGAGCACAGCUGCCUGGAGCCGCAGGCAGUGGCAGCAUGGACUCAUCGCCAGAGAGACGCACGGUAUCUGGGACAGGAGUCGAACCGAGACCGGACCCCGCACGGCUCCCCAGAGUUGCCGAGGAGCAACCUGUAAGAAUGGGAAGCUUCGUGUCGUCCCCAGCUUCAGUCACACCACAUGACAGGCACAUGGACACACACCGGGUUUCCAAUUGGACGUAGAACCUCCUCCGCUUAUCUAGAGACUUCAAUGUCACAGCUAUCAGAGUGAUUUUCAUCGUAAAGGGUCGAGUCAGCGCCUCAUUCUGACCGCAAGGAAUCAGGGGACUGUGGUAUUGAUGAGCUGUGUAUGACCCACGGCCUUUGAUCUACGAUGAAAACAAAGCGUGAUCGAAAAUUGUUCACGACGCUAAUCGUAUAUCUCUUUCUCUAGUAUUUCUCCGCAUUCCUCUAAUUUUGCUGGACAAAUACGAUGCAAUUUGCAUUGUAUUUGAGAGUCAGCAAGAGUUUUGUAACAUUAACAAAAAUUCAACUCACAUGUAAGGGACAAAUGGGGUCUUUGGCUGGGGUGUGGGUGGUGAGUGGUUAAACUGUGAAAUUAAAUAAGACAUUUCUCGGGUGAUAAAAAUAUUUCUCAUUCGAUGCAUCCCAAAUGCAUCUUUCAUUGUACUGCUCCAAGAGGGGCUCUGGUCGUCAUCAUGAAGCCGCCCCACCGCUACCCACACUUUCCCCACCCGCCCUCGUACCUCUGCAGUGCACGUACUCCACUACCCAUUUUCUACACAGAAAGGCUUGGGGCCUAAAGAGGAAGGAGCGAGGCCUACACAACAAGGCUUGGGGCCUCUAGAGGAACGGGCGAGGCCUACACAACAAGGCUUGGGGCCUCUAGAGGAACGGGCGAGGCCUACACAACAAGGCUUGGGGCCUCUAGAGGAACGGGCGAGGCCUACACAACAAGGCUUGGGGCCUCUAGAGGAACGGGCGAGGCCUACACAACAAGGCUUGGGGCCUCUAGAGGAACGGGCGAGGCCUACACAACAAGGCUUGGGGCCUCUAGAGGAACGGGCGAGGCCUACACAGAAAGACUUGGGGCAUAAAGAAUAACGAGCGAGGCCUACACAACAAGGCUUGGGGCCUCUAGAGGAA
Molecule: messenger RNA, 2427 nt
Organism: Lethenteron reissneri (Far Eastern brook lamprey)
Lineage: Eukaryota; Metazoa; Chordata; Hyperoartia; Petromyzontiformes; Petromyzontidae
Source: RefSeq, a predicted model, not a curated record